This is a messenger RNA of Cylicostephanus goldi, 1014 nucleotides long. NCBI's taxonomy places the organism in Eukaryota, Metazoa, Nematoda, Chromadorea, Rhabditida, Strongylidae. The record is from the annotation of a GenBank genome assembly.
UUGAUUCAUCGUUCUAAAAACAAUAUUCCGUGCUUUUGCAGGCCAUCGAUUGAGAUUCAAGAGCCAGCAUCGGACAUUCGUGACGACGUCAUCGAAGUUGCUGGAUCGAGAGACAAUCUGAGCACUGGCGAAAGGACUGUGGAUGCAGCUAGCCCACCACAAGUUGAAGCAUUGGAACCGGUUGCUGAACUGCCGCAUUCGCCAGCACCUUCAGCAAAGUCAACACCUCAUACGACACCGAAAACAAGCAUGAAAUUCAAGAAGGAUGGUAAAGAAGGCAAGCCGUUUGAAUUUGGCAAGAGCAAGUUCACAUCGAAACAUGAAGUAGUCAAACGAGGAAAGGAUGUUGAAGUAAAAUUGGAAAAUCUCAAACUUUCAAAAGAAGAUACGCUUCGCGUUGUUGUUCUGCCCCCUAUGCGCGGACAAGCUGCUGCAUCUGGUACUCAGCCAGAGCUUGAAACAAAGGUGAAAAAGAGCGGCAGCAAAUAUGAGAUCUCAUUCAGACCAACAGAAGUUGGAACUCAUAAAGUGCUUGCUUAUGUAAAUGAGAUCCAGCAUCCACUUUCACCUUUCCCAAUUCGUGUCUAUGAUUCUUCGGAGAUCAUCGUCGGCGAAAUACCCGCCCGGUCGAAUCUGAAUGACACAGUCGAAUUUACCGUGGAUGCCGGUCGAGCAGGAUUUGGCAAUCUCGAAAUGGCCAUAAAAGAUGCUGACGGUGUGAUCAUUCCAUCACAUGUAGCCCAGCUUGAAAGUGGUACAGCCAAGUUCCUCGUCACGUUUACCCCAACAUCUCGAGGACAGCACACUGUCAACAUUACUUUCAAUAAGGAGGUGCUCAAAAACUCGCCAUUCGAAGUGCUAAUUACCGAUCCUCCUGCACCGCUGACGGAAACAAUGACAGAAACAGCGUCGGCUUCACCUUCUCUUUCUAAGAAGGAUACGAAAAGGGAGAAGGAAGAUAAGAAGAAAGAGGAGAAGGAGCGUGCAAAGCGCGAGAAGGAGGAGAAGGCGGCC